GUUUAUUUCUUCCUCCCUACAUUCCUUUACCACUUCCGACCCGCCUAUCAAUCAAGGGGUGCAAGAGCUAUACAUUCGGUACCAAACACCAGAUGCAGUCUUGCAGCGUUCAUGCAGCUCCAUUGAUCAAACAAUACUGCCAAUGUUUCGCUCGAGCUCAUUCGUUCAAAGCAAACCCUGGGGAACAGGCUGGCUUCCGAGGACCUUCCAGUUAUUGGUCCGAGCUAGGAGUCGCGGACUCCUCACUCACAGCUACGCUCGUGGACCAUCAGAGCCCCCGUUGCUGGAUUCGACGGUUGGCGACCACUUCGCGCAGAUCGUCAAGCUCCACGGAGAUCGAACAGCAGUCAUUUCCAAGCACCAAAGCGAGAGACUAACAUAUGCUGCUCUGGACACCAAAAGCAAUGCGUUUGCCAGGGGCCUGGAAUCCAUCGGAGUUCGGCCCGGUGACCGAGUUGGCGUCAUGCUGGGAAAUUCAAUGGAAUACGCCAUCGCAACCUACGCACUGUUCAAGUUAGGAGCUAUCCUGGUGCCUAUUAAUCCUUCAUUCAACACUACACAAUUGACCGCCGCUCUAAGUCAUCUCGAUACAAGUCAUUUGAUAGUCAGUGCUGAAUCGAACUUGCCUCGAAAGCCUCCACGGACCAAUGUGCCACUUCUGGAGAGUAUUGUCCAUGAUAUUGCGAGCCCUACCCUGAAAUCAGAAUCAAUCCCAUCACUGAGGAAUGUCAUUCUCGUUGACAACUCUUCUGGCCGCUUCGAUAGCACGAAGUACAGAGGACUGACAGCAUACUCCUCCCUAACCUCUGAUGCUGCGUUCGACGGGACCUCCCUACCAUCACAAAAUUUGUCCCCCGAUGAUAUAAUAAACAUCCAAUUCACCUCUGGAACUACCGCAAUGCCUAAAGCUGCUUGCCUUACGCAUCGCGCAAUCUUGAAUAAUGGCUGUCAAAUCGGAGAUCGCAUGCGUCUCACACCCGAGGACGUUGUCUGCUGUCCCCCACCCCUCUUCCACUGUUUUGGUUCCGUACUGGGAUAUAUGGCGACGGGAACACACGGUUCAGCCAUCGUUUUCCCGACAGAGUCCUUCAACGCCAAAGCAGCCCUCGAAGCGGUGCAAGAAGAACGAUGUACAGCCCUCUAUGGCGUCCCUACCAUGUUUCUCGAGGAGCUCACUCUACUCGAGAGUGGCGAGAUCUCAUCCGAGGGAUUCCAGUAUCUGCGAACAGGUAUUGCAGCAGGAAGCAGCAUCCCAGCCGAAUUGAUGAAGAAGCUCCACAAAGUCCUCAAUCUCACCGAGCUCACCAUCUGCUACGGCAUGACUGAGACCAGUCCAGUAUCUGCCAUGACCACAACCGAUGACCCGAUCGACAAGCGCAUCCACACAGUUGGUACACUUUUACCCCAUGUGGAAGCGAAAGUAGUCGAUCUUAGCGACCACCGCAAGAUCGUCCCCGUUGAUGUCCGCGGGGAGCUGGCAGUAAGCGGCUACCUCCUGAUGAAGGAAUACUGGAACGACCCGAUGAGAACAGCCGAGGUGAUGAUUCCAGAUGAGGAUGGGAAAGUUUGGAUGCACACCGGUGACGAAGCAACCAUCUCCCCAGACGGCUAUAUCACAAUCACUGGCCGCGUCAAGGACCUUAUCAUCCGCGGCGGCGAGAAUAUCCACCCCUUGGAGAUCGAGAAUUGUCUUCUCGCCUACCCCGGAGUCAUGAAUGUGUCAGUUGUCGGAGUCCCAGACAAACGAUACGGCGAAGCUGUGGCUGCAUUCAUCAUUCACCGUGACCCUGAAGGGGAGGGCGUCACGGAGGAGAAGGUCAAAAAAUAUGUCUACGAGACGUUGAGCAAUCACCUCGUCCCGAAACACGUGUUCUUCCUACCUGCCUCAGAGUCAUUUCCAAAAACUGCGAGUGGCAAGGUCCAGAAAUUCAAACUUCGAGAGAGGGCGGUGGAAAUGUUGGAGGGGAAGAAAGUUUCGAUUUGAUGAUGGACUGGCUAUCUACGUAUGGCCUCUAUUCCCGUGUGCCAUCUUGCAGGUACAGCCAUUUAUUACUUGGGGCUUUGGAUUUUAG
Molecule: messenger RNA, 2072 nt
Organism: Aspergillus homomorphus CBS 101889
Lineage: Eukaryota; Fungi; Ascomycota; Eurotiomycetes; Eurotiales; Aspergillaceae
Product: putative AMP-binding enzyme
Exons: 7
Coding region: 143-1984 (613 amino acids)
Biological process (GO): fatty acid metabolic process
Molecular function (GO): medium-chain fatty acid-CoA ligase activity
Source: RefSeq, a predicted model, not a curated record